AUGACGUUUUUGUUUCGGAUUCUCGCUUUGUUGAUUAUUUCUAUACAUGUUGCCGCUCAAGGCACACAGUUCAUCACUGGUCCCUGUGCUUCCGACUUAGACUGCGCGUCUGCGUGCUGUGGCUUCAAAAGCGGUAAAUGUGCCGGACCUGUCGUCGCCCAAGAAAGAGACGGAGGGUGUGGUUUUGGUAAUCCUUCGCCGAACGAUAAUGCUGCAAAAGCGAUAACAGGUGGAACUUCGUUGAACGGCCAAGCUGGGCAGGCUAAUUCUGCAACGCCAUCGUUCAAGACUGUGAGGGUGGCACCAAGUAGCACCUCGUCCGCUGCGGGGACACAGUUCAUCACAGGGGCUUGUACAACGGACGCCGACUGCGCUUCAGCACGUUGUGGGUUCAAAACCGGGAAGUGUGCUGCUGUAGCUGUGGCACAAGAGAGAGAUGGAGGGUGUGGAUUUAGAGAUACGCUAAAGAACCGUAGAUAG
Messenger RNA from Boeremia exigua, 480 nucleotides. RefSeq lists its product as uncharacterized. Lineage: Eukaryota; Fungi; Ascomycota; Dothideomycetes; Pleosporales; Didymellaceae. Bases 1 to 480 code for a protein of 159 amino acids. The transcript is spliced from 2 exons. The record is from RefSeq and is a predicted model, not a curated record.